Messenger RNA from Nomascus leucogenys (northern white-cheeked gibbon), 5597 nucleotides. It is a transcript of the gene SPATA2, whose product is annotated as spermatogenesis associated 2. Gene Ontology annotation, cellular component: cytoplasm. The coding region runs from base 1836 to 3398 and encodes 520 amino acids. Lineage: Eukaryota; Metazoa; Chordata; Mammalia; Primates; Hylobatidae. Gene Ontology annotation, biological process: protein linear deubiquitination; protein K63-linked deubiquitination; regulation of tumor necrosis factor-mediated signaling pathway. The record is from RefSeq and is a predicted model, not a curated record. The transcript is spliced from 3 exons.
GCCCGGCUGCAGCAUCCAUUUCGCCUACUUUAUCAAGCACAGGCAGGCUCUGUGUUAGGCAUUGUGGUGAACAACACAGACAUGGUCCUUGCCUUUAUGGAGCUUACCAGGAGCUUACCAGCUUACCAGGGAGGGUGGGGGGUGGACAAAGAGAGGAAGCUAGUAAAUGAAUAAAGCUGAUAGUUUCAGAUUGUGGUUAUCGUAGGAGAAUGUGACAAUGUGGAACUGGGAAGGUGAGAUAGGGUGGUACCUCUAGAGGCUGAUGUUUGAGCUGAGGCCUGAAUGAUGAGAAUCUUCAUGAGGCAGAAUUUUAUCCUAAGUGCAUUUUGUUUUCUUUUGCAAAGACAGGGUAUUGCUAUGUUGCCCAGGCUGGUCUCGAACUCCUGGCCUUGAGCAAUCCUCCUGCCUUGGCCUUCCAAAGUUCAGGGAUUAUAGGCGUGAGCCCCCGCACCUGGCCCCUAAGUGGAUGUGUUUGCCUCCUGUACUCCUCAGCCUUAUUUGUCGCUGUAGCACUGGGCUCCCUCAGCAGUGCAAUGUGUUGGAGACAGUGGCCUGUGUCCCUAGUUUUGCUACACAUCCCACCUCUCACCCCACCGUUAAUACUCCCAGGAGUCUCCUCCUGGGGACAAAAUCCAUGGAGGAGCCAGACUCCUGGCUCAUUGAGAUGAGGAUGAUUUUGUUGACCUCCUGAUAGUUGUUGGGCUCAUAGGACCUUCCUGGCUGAACACAGGUCUGCUAAAGGAGUCCCCCACAUGCCAGGCCCAGUCCUGCUGCAGCUUCUCUCAGCCCCCCUUGCCAUCUCCCACACGUAGCAGACAUUUAUGAAGCACACAGGUCACCUUACUGAGCAUGAUGGUCACGGUCCUGCACCCACAGAGCUUCUGGGCAGGAGCAGCAGGACCAGAGCAUGUGAAAAUGCACAUCUACCACCCAAUCAGAGAUAUUUGCCCCACUCAGAGAAGGCCUGGCCGCUUAGGGGUACAGCACCUUCAGACAACAGCAACGGCCAUCGAGGACUUCCCGGAGCCAGCUCUCUGAGCAGCUUCAUAUCCCAUCAUGCAUAAUCCUCUCGCCAGCUCUGGACAGAGGCGCUAUUAUUAACCCCGUUUUAUAGGAGAAAACCGACACCCAGGGAGGUGGAGCAAUUUGCCCAAGUAACCUGGAGAAGCAGCCCUGGCCUCGCUCGCACGUGCCUGGCCGUGGACCCCGUGUCCGUGACCCUGCGCGUGUUGUCUCCCCUGGCCCUGGCAGUGUCCCUCCAUUAAUCUGGAUUCGCUCCCAGCAUUGUGGUGACAAGAAUAUUGCUGGAUCUGUGCCUGUUCUACUAACAAGUGGCUAAGCAGAUGACAAGAUUGUAUAAAGCCUGUGUCCCAGCUCAGAACAUUCUCUCCUCUCCCAACAGGGGGCUGCAAAGCGCUCUUGUGAUAAAGGGGCUGCAGGCUGUCAAAGGCCGGUAACAGCACUCCAGGGGCCAGCAGCCACUGUGGCCUCUUUUGAAAAUUGUAAACAAGACUGUAUCCCUCUCCCCUUGCUGUAAACUCUUCAGUGGCUUCACGCGGCUGUUUGUACAAAAUACCGAAUUCUGAAUGUGCUGUUGCGGCCUUGGGGCUGAGGGUCCUGCUGAUGCUGGCAGCUGCCUCUCCUCAAGCCCCUGCCCUCGCGGCCUCGGCCUCACUGGCUGCAGUUCUGUUCCUGUGCCAGGCUUCCUGCCUCAGGAAAGCAGGGUGUCCUGGAGCACUCCGCUGGUCCAGGCGGCAACAUGUCCAUGCUUUUAGCGAUGUCCCUGCCUCUAAUCCAGAAGCCAUGGAGGAGAUAAGGUAGCCCCCCUCGAUCGGAUGGGGAAGCCCAGUUCAAUGGAUACUAAAUUCAAGGAUGACUUAUUUCGGAAGUACGUGCAGUUCCAUGAGAGCAAAGUGGAUACCACCACCAGCAGGCAGCGGCCUGGCAGCGAUGAGUGCCUGCGGGUGGCAGCCUCAACCCUGCUCAGCCUGCACAAGGUGGAUCCCUUUUAUCGAUUCCGGCUGAUCCAGUUCUAUGAGGUGGUGGAGAGCUCCUUGCGCUCGCUCAGCUCCUCCAGCCUGCGGGCUCUGCACGGCGCCUUCAGCAUGCUGGAGACGGUGGGCAUCAACCUCUUCCUCUACCCGUGGAAGAAGGAAUUCAGAAGCAUCAAGACCUACACGGGCCCUUUUGUUUAUUAUGUCAAGUCGACAUUACUGGAAGAGGACAUCCGAGCCAUCCUGAGCUGCAUGGGCUACGCACCUGAGCUAGGCACUGCGUACAGGCUCAGAGAGCUCGUGGAGACCCUCCAGGUGAAGAUGGUCUCCUUUGAGCUCUUUCUGGCCAAAGUCGAGUGUGAGCAGAUGCUAGAAAUCCACUCACAAGUGAAGGACAAGGGCUACUCCGAGCUGGACAUUGUGAGCGAGCGCAAGAGCAGUGCAGAGGACGUGCGCGGCUGCUCGGACGCCCUGCGGCGGCGGGCGGAGGGCCGGGAGCACCUGACGCCCUCCAUGUCACGAGUGGCACUCCAGAAGUCGGCCAGCGAGCGGGCGGCCAAGGACUACUACAAGCCCCGUGUGACCAAACCCUCGAGGUCAGUGGAUGCCUAUGACAGCUACUGGGAGAGCCGGAAGCCACCCCUGAAGGCCUCAUUGAGUCUUCGGAAGGAGCCUGUGGCAGCGGAUGUGGGGGACGACCUCAAGGAUGAGAUCAUCCGCCCAUCCCCUUCGCUGCUGACCAUGGGCAGCUCCCCCCACGGCAGCCCGGAUGCGCUUCCACCCGCCUCCCCCAGCAACGGCCCGGGCCUGCUGCGCGGUACCUACUUCUCCACUCAGGAUGACGUGGAUCUGUACACAGACUCCGAACCCAGGGCCACCUACCGUCGGCAGGAUGCUCUGCGGCCGGAUGUGUGGCUGCUCAGAAACGAUGCCCACCCCCUCUACCACAAGCGCUCGCCCCCUGCCAAAGAGUCCGCCCUCUCCAAGUGCCAAAGCUGUGGGCUGUCCUGCAGCUCCUCCCUCUGCCAGCGCUGUGACAGCCUGCUCACCUGUCCUCCAGCUUCCAAGCCCAGCGCCUUCCCCAGCAAGGCCUCCACUCAUGAUAGCCUGGCCCACGGGGCAUCUCUGCGGGAGAAGUACCCAGGCCAGACUCAGGGCCUCGACCGCCUCCCGCACCUUCACUCCAAAUCCAAGCCCUCCACCACGCCUACUUCCCGCUGUGGCUUCUGCAACCGCCCAGGCGCCACCAACACCUGCACCCAGUGUUCAAAAGUCUCAUGUGACGCCUGCCUCAGUGCUUACCAUUAUGAUCCCUGCUACAAAAAGAGUGAGCUGCACAAGUUCAUGCCCAACAACCAGCUGAACUACAAGUCCACCCAGCUGUCCCAUCUCGUGUACAGAUAGACUGGCCUCGCCCCUUCCAGCUCCAAGGGCUACAUCAACCGACCUUUCGGGUUUCACGGUGAAGAAGUACUAAUGCAUUGAUCUCAGAGGCAGAGGCCUGCACUUGACCAUGUAGGUGGCAGAGAUCGUGGGCUGGCUGUGUCCACGUGCGAGUUCACUUAGCGACUCAGAUGUUUCAACCAAUGGCUGCUUUGUUGUCUGACAAGGGAGAAGGUGGCACUUCCGUUCAGAUUCAUUUUGCUAAUCUCUCCACUCCCUGUUCAGUUGGUUCUUAUUUUGGGGUUUGGUUUUGUUUUGUUGUUUUGUUUUUUCCUUUAAAGAGGAUUUCUGUCUCUGGGACCCUCGCCGCACCUACCCCUCCCAUUGCAAAGCCAACUUGGACUGGGAAGGGCCCUUCAGGUCACCAAACAUCCACCUGGAGCGGCGAGCUAGAGGCCUGUUGGCUUGUGAAAUGAGCCCUCCUGCCACACGGGGCCUCUCCCAAAGGCUCAUCCCUUGGCCGCCCCCUUCCUAAACACAAGGAUCCCCAGCUGGACUCCCCACCCCCUGGCUUUCCCACCUCUCCAGGUGUCAAAGGUGAACCGAGUCCAGUAUUAGCUGAAUGUGAUUUCGUACACCACAGCUCAGUCAGCCCAUGGCCUUCGUGAACUUUGCUCCAACACAUUGAUGUGUGGGCUUCCCACAGCAGGACUGACUUCCCCCUUUCUGUUGUUUGCACAUGCCCCUCUUACUGUACUGUCAAUAGAUAUUUUUGAGAUUUAUUUUUAAAUAAAUAUUCAACUUGCUGUGUGUUUCAACGUGGUUAAAAAAAAUGAAUUAUGUAGCUAUUUAUUAAAUGCCCUGGGUUCUUUAGUCUUCCAUGGGAGGGCCUCGCGCCCAUUCGUGUUGUAUCCUCCACUCACUACGGCCCAAGGGGAGAGGAGAGUUUGGGGCAGGGAAGAACAGACAUGAAGCCUCCUUUUCUUGAGCUGGUGGAGAGCCACUGUCUUCCCUGCAGUAACUAUCUAUACACCUACCUCCAGUGUGCACUUAGGGGGUGAGCGCGGGCGUCGAGGUCUGUGUGCCUGCAGACUGCUAACCUAGUGACAAUUCAGGGACCUCGCCUGUCGGACCUAUAGCUUGCUGAGCAGGAACUUUGCACUUCACACUUCUUGAGUCUCGUUUCAGAAGGAAAAUCAUUUGGGAUUCCUACUGCCCCUCCAUCUCAAUCCUCUUCUCUUCACCAGUUUCCAGGACUCAUCCGCAACAUUUGCAAUCUUUUUGCACUAAAAGUGGGCAGGAGUCGGCAUGUGCCCAUCAGACAGACGGCUCCUCAGAUGCUCAGCUAAGCCUAAGCGCUUCCAAGCCUGAAGUCCCCUUCAGCUCCUCAUGUGAAUUACCAACCCCUGGAUUUUCCUUGUGGGGGUAGAAGAGCAGGAGUGGGGCAAGAGUUGGAAAAUAAAGCCGCUUCCUUGUGAACUAACAAUAUAUUUUAGCCAUAACUGUUUGUGAUGUACACAAUGUUAAGGGAUUUAUAUGCAGUGGGUUUUUCUGGGAGAAAGUUAUUCAGCUCUUGAGCAAGUUUAAGUCUGGCUGAAUCCUGAGGCCACUGUGAAUUUGCUGAUGUUCUUCCAACUCAGUUGAGUGAUUUUAAGGUUUUCCAAAUCUUCUAUGGCUCUCUUUUUAAUAUAUAUAUAUAUAUAUAUAUAUAUCUGGUAGAUCACAUGUAGAUGUACAGUGUGUAUAUUAAGCUGAAUUUCAACCAACUUUAUUACUAAGACCAGCUUAGCGGGGCGUUCGUCUUUGAUGUUCUUCCUUUUCACAUUUCAGAAUCGGCAAUGCCUGGCCCACUCCUGAGAGCUCUAGUUUUCUAGUUUUCCAUUUCCAGAUUGUGCCAGCAUUACAGUAACUAACUCUUUUUAACCAACCGUGAUGCCACGUAACUUACCCUAUGGACAAAAGCAGGAAUGACCAAUACAUCCUAAGAGGGAAAGUCCAGUGUACUUGUCAUGACGGACGCACUGUGGUCACAGACUAGAAUACGAAAUACUACAGCCCUGCUCCCUGGUGUGCAUCUUACUGGAUGAGGUUGCUGUGAUUGAGAUAGUUAAAUACAUGCUAAUUUAAAAAUGCAGAUGUUUUGCAUUUGAUUUCUACCAAGAGUUGAAAUGUUGAGAGAUGAUUAAAAAUAAUAAUAAUAAAGUGUCUUCCAUUGUUAAA